AUGGCCAAAGGUUCGGGCCGGUUCCGCAACCGCAAGCUCGGGUUCAAGACCCGCAUCAACGUCGAGGUCGGCGUCGUCAUCGAGGAUGACCCACUUGACGCCGAUCUCGACAUCGAGGACGACAAGGCGCACAAGGGCGUCGAGACGGGCGUCGACAAGGACGAGGAGGGCGAGGUCCACCUGCAGCAGGUCAUCGCGUCGGCGGCGGCCUACGUCGGUGGCACCCCGUCACGCGCCGACAAGGGCAAGAAGCGCGAGGCGGCCUUCAUCCCGACCCGCUCGAGCCAGACCAUCCCCGAGGCCGAGUACCGCGCGCUGUACUCGACCGGCUACGUCGACCCGAUCUCGUACAUCCGGUUCUCCGACACGGUCGAGGACACGCAGAAGGGCGCGAUCGGCUACACGAUGGACGAGGACGACGAGGACUGGCUCGAGGACUUCAACGCGCAGUUCCUCCCCGGCGCCAAACCUCGGCCGGCGACGUCGAGCGCCGCCGACGACGUCCCCGAGACGCCCGGCGGGAGCGGUCGAGGCGGUCGCAAGAACAACAAGCACGUCGUGUCGUCGCCGUCGGGCGCCGUCGCCGGUCCUUCCUCGGCCUCGUCCUCGGCCGCGCUCGACGCCCUUCCUCCGCCGACCGCCGCCCUGUCCGAGGACGACUUUGAGCAGCUCAUGGAGCUGUUUGAGCAGACGACCGAGCGCAAGGCGCCGAUGGCGCACGUCAACCUGUCGCUCAUCCCUCGGCUCGACGACAUGGACGAGGCGCUCCUCGACCCGCUCACGCCCGAGCUCGCCCGACUACGCCCGUACGCGCGCGAGGUCUACGUCCACUGGCGAGCGAGGAGAAUCGCGAGGGGCGGCAAGUCGGUGAUCCCGCAGCUCGACUACGACGAGUCGAACGAGCAGAACCCGUACGUCUGCUUCCGGCGGCGAGACGUCAAGACGGCCCGCAAGACGCGCCGGUCCGAUCAGCAGAACCUCGAGCGCCUCGUCCGACUGCGCAACGACCUGUACGCCGCACAUGCGCUCCUCGUCAAGGUGCAAGAGCGCGAGCGCAUCAAGCUCGAGGCGCUGCAGCUCGAGCGCGCCAUCUUCGACCAGCGGUGCGAGAUGCGGGACCUCAAGCGGCGGUUGAACGAGCCCGACGGCGACGAGGAGCUCCUCAUCUCGCGGCGGGAGAAGAAGCGCAGGCGAGAAGAGCAGGUCGCCGGGAGCGCUGUCCGGGUCUCGCUCCGCAAGACCGACGUCAACGUCCUCACCCCGGCCUCGCUCGUCCUCCCGCUCGAGGAGCUCCAGGCGCGCAAGCAGCGCAACGACCUCAUCCACAAGCAGGUCGAGCGCGACCUCGCCCGCAAGCGCCAGGCCGACGCCCAGUGGGACGACUGGACCGACUCGGCCUACAUGGCGCGCCCGCCACCAACGCCCGCACGGUUCUGGCGCGCCGUCGAGCCCGUGCCCAACUCGGUCCCGUUCAACGGGCCGGCAGGUCGGCGCGAGGCGCUCGGCUUCGCGACGCAGUACCAGCCGCCGAUCGGGCGCGUCCGCACGAGCUUCCGCAAGCGUGUCGGCCGCGGCGGGCGCAUCCUCCUCGACCGCAUCGGCGCCGUCAAGCGCGACGACGACGACGAGCCGGCGCUCAAGCGGGUCUCGCUCGACGGCGACGGCGACGCGAGCGAUGCCGAGGGCGAGGAGGAGGACGAGUGGCUCGCGGCCCGGCGGCGAGAGCGGCUCAAGUACGACACGGACGCCGGCCUCGACUUUCCCGCCGCCGACGAGCCGACCCUCGUCGACGACUACGACCUGCCGUACCUCCUGCGGCGCAUCGCCCUCCUCAAGCAGGCCGACAUCGAGUCGCUCACGCUCGACUCGGCCUACCUCGACGAGGCGUUCCGGUACGCGGCGCAGGACCCGGACAAGAACACGCCGGCGCCCGUCGUCGUCGGCCGCCCGCCGCAGCGUCCGCCGCUCCAGAUGGCGCCGACGCAGGCCGCAGCAGGUGCGAGCGCCGCGUUCGCCCAGGCGCAAGCUCAAGCGCAGGCGCAGGCCCAAGCGCAGGCCCAGGCGCAGGCCCAGGCCCAAGCGCAGGCGCCGGGCGCGAGUGCGGCGUACGCGCAGGCCCAGGCGCAGCUCGCGCAGCAGCAGGCGAUGCGGCUCGCUCAGCAGCAGCAGGCGAUGCGCAAGCAGCAGGCGCUCGCCGCCGCUCCGGCCGCGGCUGGCGGCACGCCCGACUCGAUGCGGCGCACGCCGUCGCAGUCGGGUGCGAGCGGGUCGCCGCACUCGCCGCUCGCGCACAACGGCAUGCCGCUCGGCGCGGUCGGCAUGAACGGCGUCGUCGUCGGCCAGGACGGCAAGGGCCAGGUCAUGCUCUCGCCCAACUUUGCCGCCGCCCAGCACCCGGGCCAGCUUCCUCCCUCGCCGCUCGGCGCCAACGGCAUGCCCCUCCCUCGACAGGGCGUCAACAGCCUGCCUCCCGGCGCUCGGCUCCAGGGCAUGCCGUACGCCAACCCGCAGGCGCUCCAGUUCGCCAUCCAGCAGCAGCAGCAGCAGCAGGCUCAGCUCGCCGCCGCCGCCGCCGCCGGGCAGCUCCAGGGCCGGCCCAUGUCGUCGAACGGCGCGCCGUCUCGCCCGACGAGCGCGGCGUCGAGCCACCACCUGUCGCCGCACAUGGGCGGCGGCGCGUCGCUCCCCUCGCUCUCGCCCGGCGGCAGCAUGCGCGGUGCAGGAGGCGGCAUGGGCACGCCGCCACCGGGCAUGGUCGGGCACGGGCCCAAGCCGGGCCAGGGUCCGGGGCAGGGGCAGCAGGGGCGAGGGAGUCCGUUGACGCAGGCGCAGGCGCAGGGCCUGUACGCGGCGCAGAUGGCGGCGCAGGUUCAGGCGCAGCAGCAGCAGCAGCAGCAGGCGCAGAAGCAGGCGACGCCGCAGUACGGCGGCUUCUGAGCGCGCCUCGUCCGCCUCUUCCCCUCCCUCCUCUCGCUCCUCUCCCUUCCUCCUCGACGCCUCCGGCCACCUCCUUCCGUGCUCUCUCCCUCUUUCUCCCACCUUCUCCUGUCAUCGUGAUCACAACAAAACCCAAAGCCGUACCUGUUUCGCUGUCGUCGUCGUUGCUCGAGGAGGAGGACGGAGGAGGAGGAGCGGGCGUCUUUGCAGGUGGAUGGAGCGUGUACUUCUUGUAUUGCCGUAGUGGCGCGCUCAACGCAGAUGCUUCCGCAGCUC
Messenger RNA from Rhodotorula graminis WP1, 3213 nucleotides. RefSeq lists its product as uncharacterized. Bases 1 to 2937 code for a protein of 978 amino acids. Gene Ontology annotation, biological process: regulation of transcription by RNA polymerase II. Gene Ontology annotation, cellular component: piccolo histone acetyltransferase complex. NCBI's taxonomy places the organism in Eukaryota, Fungi, Basidiomycota, Microbotryomycetes, Sporidiobolales, Sporidiobolaceae. The transcript has 3 exons. The record is from RefSeq and is a predicted model, not a curated record.